Molecule: messenger RNA, 1965 nt
Organism: Seminavis robusta
Lineage: Eukaryota; Bacillariophyta; Bacillariophyceae; Naviculales; Naviculaceae
Source: the annotation of a GenBank genome assembly
AUGGGAACACUCAAAGCUUCAUGCGUCGUGUUAUCGUGGUUGUAUUGGGGAAUCAACUGUCCAACAAGCAGAGCCUUUCUCCUGUUUCCUCCAAUUACUAGUACUCCCACCGCCCAUACCGGUACCGGUAGAGCACACCAUCCUCCCCGAUACACAGCCCUUUGGGCAGCAACACCAAGACGAGGCGCUGGCAGCAAGAAAACCUCAUCUUUGGCGACAGAGAAAACUCGUGUCAAAAGAAAGGAUCUCUCGGAUCAAAAGGACAAGUAUUUUGUUGCAAAACAAAAAGAAUCUCAUGAGGAUACCGAGCGAAUACUCGAAGUGUUGCCACUGUUCGCUUCAACAACGCCCUUUUACAACGACACGACAAGAACCUCAUUGGAUGGUCUCAUGGGUGCUGAUGAUUUAUUGAACCAGGCGUUGUCUUCUCAAGUUUCCUACUUUUACUUGCAGAAGCAGUUGAAUUUCUCGGAAGAAACCAUGUGGAAAAUCACGGUGAAUGCCCCUUCCGCAUUGGGCAUGACAGCACAGACGAUUGAAGCCAAAGUGGAGUGUUUGAAAUCUGCCUUGGGAUUGGAUACUCUCCAAGAAAUCGAAGCCAUCGUGAGUCGACAACCCACUCUCUUGCAUCUCAGCGUACAUCGCAAUCUAGCUCCCACCCUACAAUGGAUUCAAUCAUCCCUUGAAAUGUCUCGGACAGAAUUGAAACAACUGAUACUCGCAGAACCAGUUCUUCUCACUUUGUCGGUGCAAACCAAUCUACAACACAAGCUCAACUUCUUUACCGACCCACAAAAAGGGCUGGGAUUUUCCAUUCCGGAAUGUCGCAAACUCCUCUUGGCGGAACCCCGAUUAUGGAGCAGUGCCGGAGUCAAGACGGGAUUGAUUCCAAAGGCCAAAUUCUUUCUCGACGAAUUGGAGCUACCCAAAGACCAACUGCGCAAAGCCAUUGCCAAAAAUCCACGCAUUCUUCUCUACAGUCUCCAAGACAAUCUUGCACCCAAACUGAUCAAUUUUUUUAUUAUGACAUUGCAUAUGGAUCCAGCCACGCACGUGGCAAAACUCGUCACGACGUAUCCACAGUUUUUGGACUACAACCUCGAACGACACAUACUGCCCAUUACUCGCUUUUUUCUCACCGAAUUGGAUAUUUCGGCACCCGAAUUUCGAUCCAUCUUGCUCAAGUUCCCUCGUUUGAUCACAUACUCGUUGAGCAAGAUCAAACACAAUGUGGGAUUCUUGCGCUACCAGAUGGGCUUUGAUGCCGAUGGAGUGCGACGAGUUCUGUAUCAAGCUCCACAAGUUUUGGGGUUGGAUGCCGAACAGAAUUUGACACCCAAAGUGAUCUUCUUGCAGAGAGCCAUAUUGGGGUAUUCCUCGUGUCAAACGGAAAGCGAUGCACAGGAGGAUCCGGACAGAGCCAUGAAAAUGACUCGCAAGGUGAUAUUGGGGCUGCCCACCAUUUUGAAUUUGUCGGUCGAAAAGAACUUGGCUCCCAAAUUGGACUACUUGCGAACCAUGUUGGCAAGUGAAGCGUCGGUCUUGCAGCAGCAGCAGCAAGAAGAAGACCAACAAACUACAAGCAUCUACAACCCACUACAACAGCUCGUACAAGAAACGUUGCUUCGAAUGCCAGCAUUGCUGGGGUAUUCUCUGGAAAAACGGAUACGACCUCGCAUGCAACGGAUUCUAGAUGCUGGAUUGCCUCCUUCCAGUAUAACGAUUGGGAUCAGCAUGACGGAAGCAAACUUUCAAAAAUGGCUGGAAGGACGACGACAGGCAAAGGCCAAGCGGGCCAUUGUUUUAUGGAAUGACAACAACAACAACGCCUCCAAAGAAGAGCAAACGUUGCCGUAUAAUAAUCGUCCGCUACCAAUGCUGCCAGCUGCACGAGAAGACCAAGAUCAUAGAUCCGGACGUAUUGUGCACUGGACACGAGAACGCAGACCCUGGAGGGCCGAUUAG